GCUACCGGGCUGCGGGAUAAGACAGCCUCGUCACCCUCUGGCUGGCGCUUCCGAGUUCGUUCCAACGCUUGCUUCCUCCUCGCCGUAGCAAACCAACCAGCGAUGGGUUCCUCUGGAGGCAUCCGCUUCCGCCGUCGCGUCGGCUUGGUCCUCCUGCUGCUGGUCGUCGCGUCCCUCGGCGGGACGGCGCGCGCCAGGGAGGCGCAGCCGCUGCCCGAGGCGGCCGCGGCGGUCGGAACCAGGCGGGCGCCGGAGCGGCACGGGCUGGCGCUCGACUUCUACGCCAAGACGUGCCCCGCGGUCGACCAGAUCGUCGCCAACGUCACCGCCGCCCGCUACAGGGACUUCCCCGCCGCCGGGCCCGCCGUGCUCCGCCUCUUCCACCACGACUGCUUCGUCGAGGGCUGCGACGCGUCCAUCCUGAUCGCGCCGACGGCCAGCGCCGCCGCCGCCGCGCCCAAGGUGGAGCGCGACAUGGAGGAGAACAGGAACCUGGCGCAGGAGGCGUUCGACACGGUGGAGCUGGCCAAGGCCGCCGUGGAGAGCAGGUGCCCCGGCGUCGUCUCCUGCGCCGACGUCCUCGCCCUCGCCGCCCGGGACUACGUCCAGCAGGCUGGUGGGCCGUACUACGCGGUGAAGAAGGGCCGGAAGGACAGCAAGGUGUCCCUGGCGGGGAAGGUCCGCGGCAGCCUGCCCCGCGCCAACUCCACGGUGGACGAGCUCCUACGCGUGUUCGCCGGCAAGGGCCUGGGCGCGGCGGACCUGGUGGCGCUCUCCGGCGCGCACACCGUAGGCUUCGCGCACUGCGUCCACGUGCUGGGCCGCAUCUACGACUUCCGGGGCACGCGGCGGCCGGACCCGCUCAUGGACGCCCGCCUCGUGAAGGCGCUCCGCAUGUCGUGCCCGUCGUCCGGCGGCAGCGCCCGCGUGGUGGUGCCCUUCGACGUGAGCACCCCGUUCCAGUUCGAUCACGCCUACUACGCCAACCUGCAGGCGAGGCUGGGCCUGCUGGGGUCGGACCAGGCGCUGUUCCUGGACCCGCGGACCAGGCCGCUGGUGCAGGAGCUCGCCGGCAACAAGACACGCUUCUUCCAGGCGUUCGUGGCCAGCAUGGACAGGAUGGGGGCCAUCCGGAUCAAGAAGGGCAGGAAGGGGGAGGUCAGGAAGGUCUGCAGCCAGCACCUGCUUCCGGUCUGAUCUCGAUCGACCAUCAUCCCCGGCUUCGGCUUGCAUCCGAUCCGUGCGUUGUCGCUUGUCGGGGUUUCAGUGUCAGUUGAUCAGCGCGUGGCAGCAUAUACAGGAAAAGAUAGCUGGUUCAUGGUCACGGUUGGAGCUCCUUUCAGUGUAGUUAGAGCAGCUGUCUCUGCUGUAUAUGGCAGCUUAUUAGAGAGUAGCUUUCAGGUUCUUUUUUGUGUCGCGUGUUUGUGCAGGAGGUGCAGGUAUCUAGGGCAGGGCUUUCUCUCUUCCGUCGUGUGCUUUUUUUCAUUUCCCCCUCUUGAGGUGUUCUCCUUGAUUGGGCGUGCCGGUUAAUUUGCACGAAGCACGCCUGCUGUGUGAGUGUGAGUGUGAGUGUGUCUCUGUGUGGCAUUCCAUUUGUUUGAUUCGACUACAGAGUGCAGAGCAGAGUACUACUUGUGCAA
Molecule: messenger RNA, 1640 nt
Organism: Panicum hallii
Lineage: Eukaryota; Viridiplantae; Streptophyta; Magnoliopsida; Poales; Poaceae
Product: peroxidase 19-like
Exons: 3
Coding region: 103-1197 (364 amino acids)
Biological process (GO): hydrogen peroxide catabolic process; response to oxidative stress
Molecular function (GO): heme binding; peroxidase activity
Source: RefSeq, a predicted model, not a curated record